UUGCAUAUCCGGGGGCCAUGCCCCGGCAGUUUCUGCAUCCGGGCGGGCGGGCGCGGUAAUUCUUCAGGCCGGUUGGCAGUCACAUUUGGAUCAGAGCCACCUUGAGGAGCCAGAGCCUGUGACCGUCUCUACCUGGUUGGAGCCAGUGACCCAUCUUCAGCAGCUGACAUCACUUGGAAGACUUAGGGACCUGGGAGCACUCAGGAGAGCCUUUCCCUGAGACGUGGAGCUUGGGGACCAAAUGCUCCAGGCCCUCCUGUCUGGCCUGGGAAGGAAGGGAGGCACCAGGGGCUGGGCCUUCAGCUCAUGGCAACCCUAUCUGCCCCUGGCUGGGUUGUUGAGUGCCACAGAGGUGGUCAGCCACUGGACUGCAGUCUUUGAGAAGAGGGGCAUCCCUGAGGCCCAGGCAUCCAGUGAGUACAUCGUGGCUCAUGUCCUUGGAGCCAAAACAUUUCAGAGCCUGAGACCAGUACUUCGGACCCAGCCCCUGAGUCCUUGGCAGCUACAGCAUGUGCAGAAGCUGAGUAGCUGCCGAUUGCAAAGGAUGCCUGUGCAGUACAUCCUUGGGGAGUGGGACUUUCAAGGGCUCAGUCUGAAGAUGGCCCCCCCAGUGUUCAUCCCUCGCCCGGAAACUGAGGAGCUGGUUGAAUGGGUGCUGAAAGAAGUGACCCAGAGUUCCUGUCCAAUGGGAGCCCAAGGUGGCCCCCUCAUCUUGGAAGUGGGCUGCGGAUCAGGAGCCAUCUCCCUCAGCCUGCUGAGUCAGCUUCCCCAGAGUCGAGUCAUUGCUGUGGAUAAAGGAGAAGCUGCCAUCUGCCUGACCCAGGAGAAUGCUCAGAGGCUUCGGUUGCUGGACAGAAUUCAGAUCGUUCCCCUGGAUGUGACUUUAGAGGGGAGCUGGUCACACCUCCUGCCCUGGGGCCCCAUGGACCUGGUCGUCAGCAACCCUCCCUACAUCUUCCACCAAGACAUGGAGCAGCUGGCCCCUGAGAUCCGCAGGUACAGGAAGAAUGAGGCCCGGAGAGGGAAGAUGCCUGGUCCAAGGUCAUGUAGGGGCUUAGCAAGAAGGCUGGGACUAAGACCCUACUCCAGGCUUUGCUGUGAGUCAUCCUGUUCUCAAACAAGGGCUGAGAACUAGGGGUAGUCCAGGAUCCCUUGGACAAAGCAGCAGUAAUGUGGGUCAAGGUGCUGGCUCCCCCUUUCCAGGCUCUCAGGAAUGGUCUAGCCAGUUCCAAGCCCCCCCCCCCCCCCCACUCCAGACUAAGCAUAGGAACAGCCUUGCCUUGCUAUCAGUCAGUGGGAUUCGCUAAGCACUCCCAGCACUGCCUGGUGGGCUGCUGCCUAUAGGAGGUAGGGGCAUCAGAGCUGCUGUUUGGGUCUCCUUCCUCUGUGUCCUCAGAUUUUCCUCUCAGCCCAGAGUGUAAGUUCCAUGGGGCCCCUUUGUGGAGGGCCCUGCUCAGUUUAAGAUACCCCCUGUCCCAGACUCUCACCUUCCACUGUUUUCCCUUCAGCUAUGAAGACCCAGUAGCCCUGGAUGGUGGGGAGGAGGGCAUGGACAUCAUUACCCACAUCUUGGCCCUGGCACCUUGGCUUCUGAAGGACUCUGGGUAUGGAUAGGGCAGGUCUCCUGGAUCUGUCCCAGUGUGUACUAGGCCUGCCCUGACAGUCAUUCUGCCCCCAUGCCUCCCAGUCCAGGUAACCCAGAAGUGCAGGUCCUAGUCCUGCCUGGUUGAGCUGACCCAUUUCUCCUCCAUGUAGGAGCAUCUUCUUAGAAGUGGACCCAAGACAUCCAGAGCUUGUUGGCAGCUGGCUUCAGAGCCGGCCUGACCUGUCCCUUGAUCUCGUGGCUGUGCGCAAGGAUUUCUGUGGGAGGUGAGCUCUACCUACCCCACCCCUACCUCCAUAGUCAUAGCCACACUGGUUCUUCCACUCAGGCCAUCCACAGCUCUGGCUGUGGGGAGAAUGUGCUGUUCCCACACUCUGCUCAUCUCCUGGGAUUCAGGCAAUGAUUGGCCUCUUGUCCCUGUCUCCUUAGGCCCAGGUUCCUGCAUAUCCGGAGGUCUGGGCCAUAGUGUGGCUGCCUUAUGGAAGCCUGACCAGGGCCCCAGCCUACCAGAGUGCCUGGCUGAUCCUUCUUCCUGGAAUGCUACUUGGAGGGAGAUGAUGGCACUUUCUAGAACCCAGAUGGUUAUGACAUUUCCCAUGGCUCUGUGAUUCCCCAAGCUCCACAUUUCUGGGAGACUUGGGGAUAGAAGCAGGGGUGGGGAUGUCCUUCUUGGGGUGGGAAAGAACAAGGAUAUCCAUAGUUUGGCUCAGAGCUGAGCAGACCUAGGUUCCCAUUCUGGCUUCCCAUCACAUCAGUGUGGCCAAGGGUAGGUUGCUCAGUGUCUCUGUGAGUGGAAUUGCCUUGGGGAUGUUGGGAGAUAUGGCCAAUAAAGUGUCGAGAGACCAACAAAUAGUCGUCUAAUGUUUUGUUACUGUGAUUUGUGGGUCCCCUGCCCCCUUGUCCCCAGGCAGUGCUGGGAGUAAGAGCUUCCUCCUGCUCCAGCAGGACUAGCCAUCAGUCUCCCAUCUGGUGGGAGUGUGAGAGUGCAGUGUGGAGAAAGGCACAUGGGUGCUCCUUUUGGCCUUGGAUGCCAGGGCCUUGGGACUGAUCAACUCACUCCUAGGGUUCGACCUAGCCCUCAGCUGCCCUAGGUACACUCCCACACACCCUGACUGGGUCUAGGCUCUGAGCACAGGAGUGUCAUCUGAAUUUUAGCUCAGAGCUGACUGCCUGCUUUCUGGAGGGGAUUGGGCUGAGGGUCUUUGGUGCACAGUUCUGGGGUCACCUAUCCUCAUUUAUUUCACUGAAGGCUUGAGCCAGUAAGGAGUAAGCAGCGUUUACGUUUACUUUCUAUUCUCAUAGCUUUUGGCUAAAACAUUCCUUCCAAGUUGACCUUGCAGUUUCAGGUAACCCAUCUGUCCCUGGUUGGAGCUGGGGAGAGUGAGAAACCCAGACAGCGCAGGUAGCUGGUUGUGACCUCCACCCAAGCUCUGGUCUGUGCAGACUUGUGGCCACCAGGAGGCCCGAAAGCCCAGCCCUUCUGUCCACAGCGACAGGAAACCUCCCAGUUGGCAGGUGCUGGUGUGAAUCUGCAUCAGAGUGGGUCCUGAGGAACAUGCCAGACCAGACUGGCUCAUCCCACUGGCACUUUCAAGGGCCUGACCUGGUGGUACGGUGGCCAGAGGCAGUAUGGUCUGGUGGUCAGUAUCCUCUGCUAAAGCUAGGAUGCUGGGCUCCAGGGCUGUGUCUUGCACUGGGACCUCGGGCAGCUCCUUUCCCUGCAAGAAGCUGGCUCUUCUGGCUCCAAGGCCAGUGUAAGGUGGCAGCCUCAUUUUAGCCUUAGUCAGCCAGGUGGGGUGUGAGCUGGCAUCUGAAUCCUCACUCCUCCAGCAGGGACUCCCCAAGAGAAGAUGUGGCCUGCCUGACAUCCCAUGGUGGGAAGUAGCCAAGUGGAGAUGGGAAGUUAGGUCCCUGCCUUUGGGGAGUCUGUAUUGCUGGGCUCAUACCUGGCUUGAGUGACCCACUCCUUCCCCUACUGUGCUGAGGGUCACAUCUGCCUUAGCAGGGGCCACACUGCCGCUCCUAAGGCUCCUGUGUCCUGCUCCUUGCCCAGUGCCAGCCACAUGGACUCCAAGCUCCUCCUGACUUCGUUUGAGGAGGAUCAGGGACUCCCCAUCAUGGCUGCCUAGAAGGAACCUGGGAGGGUGCUGUAGGGCACAGCCAGAGAGAGGUUCCUGGCUUUCUGAGCCCCCUUGUGCUCUCCAACCUCUGCCCACAUAGGUCCUUACCAGUAUCGCCCAUCUCUUCUGCCUGUGCCCUUCAGCUCCUGCUGUCUUCAGCAGCAUCUCAAGGCAACCUGCCCCAUUGUUCCACAGCCUGGGCCACACCUCAGCCAGUACUGGCUUCCCUGAUGGUUUCACUCUCCUGGCCUUGGACCUAUCACCAAGGAAAGGUCUUGGCAAGCAUGUGGAUAUGUCACCCCAAGAGACCAUAAUGAUGGGAAUUACAAUGUCGGGGCAGCUGGGGUCACAGAAGCAGGAGCAACCUUUGGAGACAACCUUCCUAGAAAACCAUGAGGCUUGACUCCUCUGAUAAAGAGAUGCAGGCCAAGUGGACUGGCGGGCCGGGCCUCAAGCCUGCAGCUAGAGGGGUGGCCAGAGGCCCCUGUGGGGACCACGUACAGCACUGGCUUGAUUGGGCCUUGGACAUUGAGCUCUGAUGUUGAAGCCACACCACCCUGAGUUCAGAUCUUGGCAUCUGCCCCUCACCAGGAUGUGACCUUGGCCAGAUGACUUCACCUCCCUCAGCCUUGGCUUUCAUACCUGAUAAAUGGGACCCUGUGAUUUAUCUCAUAGGAUGGUUCUGAGGAGUCCGCGGGAUGCACAUUUGACGGGGCAUUGUGUUUUCACCGCUUGCUCCAGAGAGCAGACAUGUGGGGAGACACAAGGAGGGCCUGUACCCUUAUGCGUCUGUCUGGUGCUUGACACCAAAACAAAGCAGGCAGAGAAAUGGCAGUUUGGAAAGGAGGGAAGGCAGGGAUUUCACUCUUGGGCUCUUGACGUCUACCUGCUCUCUGGAGAUGGAGCCCCCAAGAGGCUGGUAGUCUGGCCGCCUAGAUUUCCCUCAGCACCUCCUCUCUGCACUAGGACUUGAAUGCCCUGAGGUCCAGGCCACAACAAUCAGUGGCUCUGCCCAGGAAAGCCAGGCUCACCUGCCCUAUCUCCUCCCUCCUUCCUGGGGCCAAAGCAGGAGAUGAGUACCCCCCACCCCCGCCCCAGCAUGUGUUAUGGAGCUGAUGGUAGAGUCCAGGCUCUUCAGACCCCUGAGAUCUUGAGCAAUGUGCCUACUGCCCUUCCAACCUCCUUCAGCCAACCCUAAGCAUGGGCAGGGGGUGUAGGAGUCCUUGACUGAUGUACUCGGAAAGCAAUUCCAUCCUGUUUGCUGACAGUUGAGGAAACAAGCUUUGUCUCACAGUUGGGUGCUUGUCCUAACUGCCCUUAGGUUUCUCCAUGGGGGCCCAUCUAGCUGCCCUAUUGAAAUGUACCCCUAAACUCAUAAAGCCUUUUCUUUUUAAUUUUUAAAGUUUUUUUAAUGUUUAUUUAAAAAUUUUUUUCUUAAUGUUUAUUUAUUUUUGAGAGACAGAGAGAGACAGAAUGAUCAGGGAGGGGCAGAGGGAGAGGGAGACACAGAAUCUGAAGCAGGCUUCAGGCUCUGAGCUGUCAGUACAGCUGACAUGACAGCCCCCUGACAUGGGGCUCAAACCCAUGAACUGUGAGAUCAUGACCUGAGCCAAAGUUGGAUGCUUAACUGACUGAACCACCCAGGUGUCCCAAUGUUUAUUUAUUUUUGAGAGAGAGAGAGAGAGAGAGAGAGCACGCAAGCACAAGUGGGGGAGGGGCAGAGAGAGAGGGAGACAGAAUCUGAAGCAGGCUCCAGGAUCUGAGCUGUCAGCACAGAGCCCAACACGGGGCUUGAACUCACAGACUGUGAGAUCAUGACCUGAGUCGAAGUCAGACACUUAACUGACUGAGACACCCAGGUACCUCGCCCCUAAACCCUUUUCUGCCACCACCCUGUACCUGGACCCUGGGCCAUUGACUGCUGCCAAUCCCUGCCCUAAACCCUUGGCUGUCUCCUCAUGACUUAAGUAUGGUCACUGUGUCCUGCAGAGUCCAGGUCUGAAGAGGUGGGAGGGGGGUGGUGAUGGCUGUGGGAAAGGCCCUGUGUGGACCCCUUUCAAAGCCCCAUCAGUGCUCUGAGUAAGCUUCCAUCAGAACAAAGUGUUCCACUGCUGACAGGCUUUGAGAGCUGCUUUAACCUUUUCAGGCCAGCAUGUCCUUCCCUGUCCACCUUCGGAUUCUUUUGUCCAUCGCCCUGGACUGCAGCUUCCUCGCAGGACUCUCUAUUCCCUAAACAUACCUCCUUCCCUUUGCCCAGGCAGUGUCUCCCAUCAGGAAUGCCUUGCCCACCACUGCCACCCAAAUGGUCCCUCCCCUCCCUUCAAGCUCCAACAUAGAUGCUGCCUCCUCCAGAACACCCGCCCUGAUCCCUCUGUCCUCCCUCCCUCCUACAUACCAUGCUCCUAGCCCAAACUUCUGCCAGCACUGAUGACAUUCUGCCCCAUGCAUUUGGAAACCUUCCUGUCUCCCUCAUCUCUCUAGGGCCCCAUGUGGGUCUGGCAUACCCUAGGGUCAGUAAUGUCCACUCAUAAACCAAUAAUGUGUGUAUUUUCUAGAAUGGAGCUGGAACUUCCUGUGUGGCUCUUGUCUGAUCUGACAGCAGCUUUUGCAUAUUCUGGUCAAUAGGGAGAGAAGAAGCUAUGAGGGCCCAGCCUCCCACCCAAACUAGGCAGCUGUCCGAGUUAAGCCAUGGCUACUAACGGGCUCAAGUGCACCUGAUCUGUGCACAGCGGCUGCGCCAGGAGUACAGGCUGUUCUUGGCGGCAACGGGGGCAGGUGCCAGCUUUCCUGGAGCUCUGGGCCCUGGCCAGCCCCCACCCAGAGUCAUGGCCAGAACAGCGGCCUGAUCCCCUGUCAGGACUCCUCAGUCCUGGACGAGGCUUCUGGAUGGGGCUUGGGAUUGGCAAAGCAACCCUACCCCUCCUGUGGCAGACAGAAAAAUGGCCCCUAAGAUGUCUGUGUCCUAAUCCCCCAAACCUGUGAAUGUGUUACCUCACAUGGCAAAAGGAACUGCAGGUGUGAUUAAGUUAAGGAUCUUGAAAUGGAAGGAUUAUCCUGGAUUAUUCAGAUGAGUUCAGUGUAAUCAACAAGGGUCCUUAUAAGAUGGGGGUGGGGAAGGAGAUUCGAGGGAAGCAGAGGUCACAGGGAGGCAGUGUGCUGGAGAAAAGGGCCAUGAGCCAAGGAAUGCAGACAGCCUCUAGACACUGGCAAGGGCGAGGAAAUAGAUUCUCCCCUAGAGCCUCAAGAAAGAAUAGAAUCCUGCCAGCGCCUUGAUUUUCGCCUGGUGAAACUAAUUUUGGACUUCUGACCUCUGGAGCUAUAAAAUGAUAAAUUU
Messenger RNA from Acinonyx jubatus (cheetah), 7057 nucleotides. RefSeq names its product HemK methyltransferase family member 1 (gene HEMK1). NCBI's taxonomy places the organism in Eukaryota, Metazoa, Chordata, Mammalia, Carnivora, Felidae. Bases 242 to 1135 code for a protein of 297 amino acids. Gene Ontology annotation, cellular component: mitochondrion. The record is from RefSeq and is a predicted model, not a curated record. The transcript has 9 exons. Gene Ontology annotation, biological process: protein methylation. Gene Ontology annotation, molecular function: nucleic acid binding; protein methyltransferase activity.